CUCUUCCACUUCACUUGCCUGUUCUUCCUCUGGCAAGGUCGUCUGGUUUAGCACUUCUCAGUUGUCCGCGGCAUAUUCCUCAUCACUGAAAAAAUGUUCUCCCGACUUGUUAAGCCCCAAACCGUCGCGGGCAUCGCCAAGAACGCCCAGAACUUCAGCACCAGCGGCCAGAACAAUGUCAAAGUUGCUGUCAUGGGAGCAAGUGGCGGCAUUGGCCAGCCCUUGUCUCUGCUUCUCAAGAACUCUCCCCUAGUCACUGAGCUAUCCCUGUAUGACAUUGUGCACACCCCCGGUGUGGCUGCUGACCUUAGUCACAUUAACACCAACUCCAAGGUCCGCGCCUCAAAUGGACCCGAGCAGCUUAAGGAUUCAUUGAAGGGAAUGGAGGUUGUCAUUAUUCCUGCUGGUGUUCCCCGUAAACCGGGAAUGACCCGUGAUGACCUGUUCAACACCAAUGCUUCUAUUGUGCGUGACUUAGCUCAGGCUUGUGCUGAGGUCUGCCCGAAAGCUCUUAUUGGAAUUAUCUCAAACCCUGUCAACAGUACGGUCCCAAUUGCCUCUGAGGUGUUCCAAAAGGCUGGAGUGUAUGACCCCAACAGGAUAUUUGGUGUUACUACUCUGGAUAUUGUUCGUGCCAAUGCCUUCAUUGGAGAGGCCAAAGGACUGAACCCCACUCAAGUCAAUAUUCCUGUAAUUGGAGGUCAUUCAGGAGUUACCAUUAUUCCUCUGAUCUCUCAGGCCAAGCCCUCUGUUGAUUUCCCUAAGGACCAACUCAAGGCUCUCACUGAGAGGAUACAGGAGGCUGGUACUGAGGUUGUCAAGGCUAAGGCUGGUGCUGGCUCUGCCACCCUCUCUAUGGCAUUUGCUGGCGCUCGAUUUGCCUUCUCUCUCUGCCGUGCCAUCAUGGGAGAAUCCAACAUUGUUGAGUGCUCUUAUGUACGAUCCAAUGUUACUGAGGCCAAAUACUUCUCGACACCUAUUCUUCUUGGGCCUAACGGUGUGCAGAAGAACUUGGGUCUUGGCAACCUGAGCCCCUACGAGCAGGAUCUUCUGAAGGCUGCCAUUCCUGAACUCAAGAAGAACAUCCAGAAGGGAGAAGACUUUGUCAACAAGAAGUGAAAACCUAUGGAAUAUGUCAGGACAACAAACCCAGACUGCUGGAAGCUGGUUUUAUUUUAAGGUCCAAUCUAAUAAACCAUUUCCAGCUGGCUGGAAGUGAAGUAACUAGUCAGCAGGGUGAUGGUUGGCUUUUAGAGCCAACCUACCAGCCAGAAUAUACUUGUGUAGAACGUAAGCUGGUAGAUUCAGGAAAAAGACCAUAUUCUGGUCUUGUUACAUAGUUGCAGCUUAAUGCUGCCACUUUGCAUUUUAUACUGUUCCCAAACAAUUUAGGAUUUCAUUCCUUGAGGCUAAGCUCAUUUUAAUUCUUUCAUCUUACCUGUAAAUAUGAUUUGUGUUUAACUGAAUUAAUACUCCACUGUACUGGUUAUUUUCAUUAAAUGGAUCUGUUAAGUCUUAA
Frankliniella occidentalis (western flower thrips) is the source of this 1519-nucleotide messenger RNA. RefSeq names its product malate dehydrogenase, mitochondrial (gene Mdh2). The coding region runs from base 94 to 1119 and encodes 341 amino acids. The transcript is spliced from 6 exons. Gene Ontology annotation, biological process: malate metabolic process; tricarboxylic acid cycle. The record is from RefSeq and is a predicted model, not a curated record. Gene Ontology annotation, cellular component: mitochondrion; cytoplasm. Gene Ontology annotation, molecular function: L-malate dehydrogenase (NAD+) activity. Lineage: Eukaryota; Metazoa; Arthropoda; Insecta; Thysanoptera; Thripidae.